Molecule: messenger RNA, 2909 nt
Organism: Lethenteron reissneri (Far Eastern brook lamprey)
Lineage: Eukaryota; Metazoa; Chordata; Hyperoartia; Petromyzontiformes; Petromyzontidae
Gene: SPAG7
Product: sperm associated antigen 7
Molecular function (GO): nucleic acid binding
Source: RefSeq, a predicted model, not a curated record
GAUCCACGUUCUGUUCCUUAGGUUCAGCGGAGCAGUCCUCCCCCACUGCCCGGGCUCCCUGCAAGAAUGGAUCUGCUCGGCUCCAUCCUGAGCUCCAUGGAGAAGCCGCCCAGUAUGGGCGACAAGGAGUCGCGCAAGAAAGCCCGAGAACAGGCAGCCCGUCUACAGACCCUUCAAGAUCAGGAGAGGAAACACAAGGCAGAGUUCAGGAAACAGAUGGAGGCACGAGUGACCGCCUUCAUAAAGGACAGCUCUGAGAAGAAGAAACGCUUUGAGCCAAUGGGAAAGCUGGAGCGCAGCAUACUGCACGAUGUGGCGGAGGUUGCGGGGCUGGCUUCAUUCUCAUUUGGCGAUGACGAGGAAAGCCGGCACGUCAUGGUCUUCAAGAAGGAGUUUGCGCCAUGUGAUGAUGAGCUGGAGGCGUACAGACGGGGAGAAGAAUGGGACCCUCUGUUGCACCAGCUCAAGCUGCAGGAACGAAAGCGGCUGGAGGAGGAGGAGGCGGCAGGGAAAGCCGAGGGGCCAGGGACGGCAGCUCCGGAGCCGCAGCUCAACUACCGAGACAAAUACCGGCACCUGAUCGGCACGGAGUCAGCCGAGCAGGCGGCACACACGCUGCACGCUAACGUCGCCUACGGCUGUGUGCCCACGGUGAACAAGCUAGACAAGCGCUCCAUCGAAGAGGCCAUGAACGACAUUCGGGCCAAGAAAAAACUGCGCGCGGCCAACACGGCUGAGCCGAGAUCGGCAGAGUCGGGCGGCACAGAGUCGAGCGGCGUCGAGACGAGCGUGGUCGAGACGACCGUGGUCGAGACGACCGUGGUCGAGACGAGCACAACUGACACAAAUGCUGCCGAGCCAAGUGGGGUGUAGACACACUGGGACACGCAGGAAGGCGCGGCAAGACACGGAUGAACGGGGGGGACAUGCAGGGAUGCACAGGGACGAACUGGGACAUGUAGAGAUGCAGAGGGAUGCACAGGCUCGUGCAGAAAUGUGCGGCGAGCCAUGGGCAUACACAGACACGUGGACACACUGAGUCUCGACACUGGUUCACAUUGGGACAUGCAAAAACUUAACUUGAAUAGAGAACUAGCAGAGACAAUUGAAGGAUGGAGUGGGACUUGCAGUGGCACAAAUGGACUCAAUUGAUUUCAUAAAGAUUGGGCAUGCAACUUAUCAAUUAAAAUCACGAUCAAUUCAUUGAAUUGCAUCUACUGUAUAGGAAUUGUUUUUUUUUCUUUCAAAAAAAAUAGUUUAAAGACUUUAGCCAAUCCUCUGCUGGAUGAUGGCAUCCUCGCGCCAUGUCAACCAUGGGGUUAUAAGAAUAGGUUUUCCCCCUUUUUUCUGGCAACAAAAAUGAAACCUUUUUACAAGGAAUCAUGUUUGCAUUAACCACAAUACUUGUGGUCAGAAUAAAAAAAAAAACCACAGUCUGAUCAUUUAUGCAUUGUCUUUGAAACUGAUUGGUCCACACCAGAGACAGCUUUCUUUCGUCUCAAAUGGUGCUAGACCAGAGGAUGCCAAAAGGGGUUGUUUGAUCAUAUUUCACCACACUGCUCAGUUCGAGUUGGGUAAUGGGAAGGUGCAUCAAGGACCGGUUUAGAUAUCACUCGCCACUGAUGACAGCCAUGUCUGUGAAUCGAACUCCGGUCUACGCGUUCAUAGCAUUAUACGUGAACCACCGCUUCCCCUUAAUUCCGAGACACCGAAUGUAAAGCAGAAAUCCAGUCAUCUACGUUGAUGUUGGGAAGGGGGGGGGGGGACCAUAUCAAUGAGCAUCCUGUAAUUUGCGGCACACUGCAGAGGCUAGAGCAAAUAAUGCACGAGUUAUUUUCGCACCGGCGCAGUGUGCCACGAAUCUUGGGGAAAAGAGCCACGCGAUUAAUCUACAAAUAAUUAGCAGAUUACAGGGUAAAUGCGCAAGUGGCUAAUUUAAUCUACGGUAAAUUUGCAGAUUAGGAGGUUACAUGUUUUCUUAGACCAAAAUGGCCUAAAUCUGUCAUGGAUCUAAGAUAAAGAAAGGACUUUUAGCAUUUUUUUGACUUUAUUGACAAUAUUUUUUACUGAAUCAAAAUCCCUGACCAUUAAAGCUCACGGAAUUGCGAGGAAGGCGAAACAUUACAUGGUUAAUAAAGUCAUGCUAUGGGUACCGAUGCAUGACUAUACACUGCAACUAAUAGGAAGACAUUGGGAUACACAAGGACACAAGAACACAUGGAGAAAUACGGAGACACAGGGAGACUGCAGCACUCCCGAGGACAUACUGCGAUACACAGACACACUGAGAUGCACGGAUAUAUUAUAGGCAGUGGGUGGUUAUGUCUAACAACUGGGAUUCGCAUGCAGACAAUUCUGCAAGCUUGUUGAAGCCUGACGCAGCGGGGGACCGAGUGCAAGGUCAAUACUAGGAGAGUAUUGUAGUUGGCUAAUGUAAUCGGCGAACACAUUUUAUUAGUCGAGACAAUGUCCGAUAACGAGACGGCACGAGGUCACCAGGAGUAGUUUUCAUGGUGAACUUUUGCACUAUGAACCAUGCCCUUUCGUUUUGAGGCUUCAUUCUCUCAAAGAAUGUAUUUCAUAGUAUUGCAUAUAUUUUCUCAUUCUCCCCCGUACAACCCCCAGAACCACCUAUGACGGCACAUGCACUCAAUACGAGCAAACCACGUAUGUGAGCACGACUGUGCGCAUGUACAGCACGCAACGCUGCAUGUGUGUAUUGCGAUUUUAUGGUUAUUUCGAGGAUUGUCGAUUGUUUUAUUUACCAACGAAUGAAAGUAUUUUGCGACCAUGAGCGCCGCUUGUUUUGUUGCAUCAUGCGUUUUCAGAUUUAACUGUUGUUGGCUUAAAUUGUGUUUGUAUAGUGUAUCUAAGAUUACAGAAUUAAAGACGGUAUGUAUUUACAACGA